Messenger RNA from Saccoglossus kowalevskii, 1146 nucleotides. RefSeq names its product tryptophan 2,3-dioxygenase-like. The record is from RefSeq and is a predicted model, not a curated record. NCBI's taxonomy places the organism in Eukaryota, Metazoa, Hemichordata, Enteropneusta, Harrimaniidae.
AUGAGCUGUCCAGUGGCAAGUCCUGACACUAAGCAAUCGGAUAAAUCUUACAAUGCGGCUGCUAAUAAAGCGAAGACUUACGGAGAGUAUUUACAACUCGAUAAACUGUUAUCAAGUCAGGGGAUGAAAAGUAAAGCGCACGACGAACAUAUGUUUAUUAUAAUACACCAAGUGUACGAGCUUUGGUUUAAACAAAUUAUUUUCGAAAUUGAUUCUGUCCGCGGUGUGUUUGAAGAAUCGUUCGUGGAUGAGCGUGAGAUGUUUGUCGUUACAUCAAGAUUGAAAAGAGUUGUACAAAUACUGAAGCUUCUGGUAGACCAGAUUGGAGUUAUCGAAACGAUGUCGCCAAUGGACUUUGUUGAGUUUCGUAACAUGUUAGGAUCUGCUUCCGGGUUCCAGAGUUACCAGUUCCGGGUAUUAGAAAAUAAACUUGGUCUCCCUCAGGCAAAUCGUCAAAAGUACAGCCAGAAAGACUAUAAAACGGUGCUUGAGAGUGAAACGGACAACAUGUCAACUGUAGUAAAAUCUGAAACUGAGACGUCCUUGUCAGAACUCUUACAGAGGUGGCUAGAGCGAACACCUGGUAUUGAGAAAGAUGGCUUCAAUUUUUGGAGCAAAUUUAGCGACAAGGUUAAUGAGAUGUUACAGAAACAAUACAAUUCAAACCAGGACGAUCUAGAUCAGAGCGCAAAAGAUAAUUUAAAAAUUCAAUAUCAGAAGCAACGUGAAACAUUCGACUCUAUCUUUAACGAGGACAAGCACAAGGAGCUUCGAUCCAAGGGGGAUAGAAGAUUUACUCACAAGGCUUUUCAAGGUGCCAUGAUGAUAUUUUUUUACCGAGACGAGCCGAGAUUUAAUCUCCCAUAUCAGAUGCUCCAAUUACUCAUGGACAUUGAUGCCUUAGUCAUGAAAUGGAGAUAUACCCACGUGUUAAUGGUGCAUAGGAUGUUAGGAUCUAAACCAGGAACUGGGGGGUCGUCCGGUGUUGAUUACUUAAAAUCAACUGUGACUGACCGUUACAAGGUGUUUUUGGAUCUUUUCAACUUGUCAACAUUUCUAAUACCACGUUCAGAGUUGCCAGUUCUUGAUUUGCAAAUGAUGAAACAACUGAGCAAACCAUCUAGCAGUGCAGAAAUUGCUGAGUGA